Molecule: messenger RNA, 2211 nt
Organism: Trypanosoma theileri
Lineage: Eukaryota; Euglenozoa; Kinetoplastea; Trypanosomatida; Trypanosomatidae
Product: surface protease GP63
Exons: 1
Coding region: 1-2211 (736 amino acids)
Biological process (GO): proteolysis; cell adhesion
Cellular component (GO): cytoplasm; membrane
Molecular function (GO): metalloendopeptidase activity
Source: RefSeq, a predicted model, not a curated record
AUGACAGAUGUAAAGAAAAAAACGCUUUUAAGAGACGUUCUUCCUGCUGCUCUUAAACUACACAGUGAACGUCUGAAUGUUGAUCCUGUGAAGGAUAUGUUGAAGUUGCCUUUUAAGGAGGAGUAUCCAUAUUUACCCAACUGUACAAAUGCUUCAAUUCCCAAGGACCAUCGAAAAAAAGGUAUAUCCAACGCUGAUUUCAUGCUCUAUGUGGGUCUCACAGAGAAGUAUGUACCUGUGCAGAUUUGCAGUAAGAAUGAAAAGGAUCGCCCUACAUCUGCUUUGAUUAAAUUUGUUCCUGAGGAAAUUGAUGAUACGAGGUACUUUAUUCGCUUUGCUGCACAUGAGGUUGCACAUGCUCUUGGUUUUGAUAUUGAAAUAAUGAAGGAGCAUAAGGUGAUUGUGAAAGAAAACACAGGGAAGACAUUCAGUUUGGUGACAUCCAAUACUGUUCUUGACGAGAAAAUGAAGGAACAGUAUGAUUGCUCUAAUGAUGGUGAAAUAAAGGGAAUGCCUUUGCAAAGUGAACCCACUAAAGACGCACCCCCGCACUGGAAACGUCUUAUUGCGAAGGAUGAGUUGAUGAGUCCAUACACCCCUGACGACAAAUAUGUAACUGGUGCAUACUACACAGCACUAACACUUGCUGUAUUUCAUUCUAUGCCAUUCUACAAAGCCGAUUUCAAAAUGGCAGAAUCGAUGAGUUGGGGUAAGAAUGCUGGUUGUGAUUUUCUGAAGGGUAAAGGCAAAGAAGAAUACAAAGGAACAAAACCCACCAAAUACGCCGAAAUGUUCUGCGAUGAAGUAAAUCCAGCUCUGCAAUGCACUUCUGAUCGUUUUGCACUUGGAAUGUGCUCGAAGAAGCCGUCAGGGGUUAAUAUACCUCUUGACUACGUAGAGCAUUUUAACACAGUUCUCAAAGACACUGAUGAUGACCUGAUGGAUGGUUAUUCCAUUAUUAAACCGACUCUUCAGACAAGUUGUGAGGGGCAUCAGUUCAAUCUGAUGCCUGGCAGUGUUCUGGGGAAGGAAUCACGAUGUCUGAAAGGUAAGGAGCUAAAACUGAAAACACCAAACGAAGAUAAUCUCACUGUUGGUGACAUUUGUGCUAAAGUGAAGUGUAAGAAAGACACCAAUAAAGUAUUGGUAAAGUACAGUGAUACUACGGAUUGGCAAGAAUGCGAAGAUGGUGGCAAGAUCGAUGUCAAGGACAGCAAAGAGUUUGCAAGUGGAAGUAUCUUGUGUCCCAACUACACUGAAGUAUGCAAUGACUUUCCUGUGGUUAAGGAUAUUAACUUCACAAUUGAAUAUGAUGAGGAUGAGAAAGAGCGAAUAAAGAAAGAGGAGAAGGAGGAUGAAGACGAAAUGGAGAAAGAGGAAAAGCAACACGAAGAAGAGGAAGAGAAUGAGAAAACCCUGAAAGACGCACAGCCAGAACAAGAGAGUCCAGUGCAUCCUGAUCCAAAGCUGAACACUUCAUCAAAGCCUGAUGAAGCACCAAAGGACCGGGAAGACAGUCAGGAACUUCCAGCAGCAGAAGUGACCGAGAACCAAAGGGAUUCACCUCGAGAGGGUGUAAAGGAGGUUUUAUCUCCUCUAGCUGUACCUGAGCCACAACCUGCUGGGGAGGAGAAUCAAACUCAAAACACUAACAACAACAACAGAGGUGCACUUCCACAGGAACCGUCUUCUAUAUCUGCACCAAAGGUCCCCAGUAAACCCGUCAAGACGCCUGAAGUGGAAAAAAAACCCACCACUGAGAUCUCCAAGCCUGUCGCAUCUGAACCCAUUGCUGUUUCGGGGCACACUCCUUCAGUGGAGGAGGAUCACAACAAUACAACGGAAAACAUUCAACAAGUGCAAGAAACAAUAACAGACUCUCCCUCACAAGAUGGGAACGAUGAAGGAAUAAAUACCACAGUUGAUCCUACUCUUGAUCCAAACAGUCCUUCCCCCGAUGAUGAGAAGAAUGAAACCAUUGUGAAUACUGACAACAACACAACUAACACAACAUCAAGCAUUUCAGAGAAUGUAAACGCAUCUGCUACUGUUCCUGCCACUUUGACGGGACCAAACAAGACUCAGAUGGGACAAGUAAUAAACCAGGCGACCACCAUUGCUAUUGCGGGUACUGACAGCAGUAUUGCCACUUCAUACCAAAUCCCUCUUUUGCUUAUUGUAUGUGCUCUGGUGGCUCUGGCAUCCCCAUGA